Molecule: messenger RNA, 1839 nt
Organism: Cooperia oncophora
Lineage: Eukaryota; Metazoa; Nematoda; Chromadorea; Rhabditida; Trichostrongylidae
Source: the annotation of a GenBank genome assembly
AUGGAUGUACUUUCGUCCGCUGAUGGCAUAAGAUCUCUUUGUGAGCGGUUGAGAGUCGAACGCCUGUUGAUCAAUAGCGAAGUAGCCUCCCUGCGAGAGCUGAACAACGAAAUAUCUGAGAAGCUUCUUCAGUUGGGUUUGCUUUCAUGGAAUAACAAACAGCAUCAGCUUCUACUUCAUCGUCUAGUAAGUUCGCAUAGCUGUGUCUCUCAAGACAAUUCAUGUGCUAUAUCGUCACAACUUAAUGCUGUGGAAUACGAAGAAGCCUAUCGGAAAUUGGGUCAUCAUCAUUCUCCAGUAGGGAGAUGUCUGUCCCUUCUCUACACUUCGCCUUUAGGAACCGCUGAGCUUUUACAUGCCAUUGGACAAAGUCAGGAGCUUUCCUCCGACGACAGUAUUCACGCCAUGUUCAGCCUUGUUUACGGUAAUUGUGUCUUCCCUAGUGAUGAGAAAGCAGUUCUCGAGACACUUAAUUGCUUGAUACGUGUUCAACUCCUCACUCAUAAUAAUCCUCGCCUUAUCAUCCGUAAAGGCGCAGCAGCCUUCCCGCGUCUGUACAAACUCUACAGUGAUUCACUAUAUGCCGCAAAGAUUUUCCUUACCGCUGCACUUCAUGAUUCCGUCAUGCUGGUCCUAUGUCAAGAUGAGGUUUUCCUUGACAUUGACCCUGCUAAGUCUCCUCUACGAUUCCCCAGCGCGGAUCGUGUGCGGCGUUUCGGUGAUGACCCUACCAGUGCUCAGUAUCAUAAAAGAGUGGCCGCGCAUCGGAAGUUAAUUGUUGAAAAGCUUGUCCUGCUUGCUCACAGUUUCAUCAAAGGGAUUUGCGAUGCUAUUUCGUGUUUCCCGUCCGGCUUAAUAUGGCUAGUGCAGCAGCUGAAUUCAUCGCUAACCGAAAUUAAACGACUUCCUAUGUCUGAAGCAACACUCAUCUGUACUGACCUUAUCGUAACCAACUUAUUAUGUCCUGCAAUUAUAAACCCGGAAAAUGUGGGCAUUAUCAGUGAUACCCCCAUCAGUCAUAUUGCUCGUUUUAAUCUCAUGCAAAUUGGACAGAUUAUUCAGACUCUUGCGCUGAGCCGCUAUGAAACACCACAGCCUCACUUCCAUAUCUUCGCUGCACAAUUCAAAGAUAGUCCUAUUUGUGAUAUUGUUGGCUCCCUUUUGUCGCGUUCAUUGGGUUCGUUUGAUUCACUCUUUCCCCCUGUUUUGUGCGAGUCGCACAGGUCAAGAGAGCUGUUUCGUCGCACUUAUUUCAUGGGUUCAGUUGCUGAAGUAAACUCUGUGAUGUCAAUUCUUCAUUCGAAUGCCUUGUCAAAUAUAUCAGCAAAUGACCUCCGUACCGAACUGGACGCCUUGCGUAUCCGUCUUCCUAAAUCGUUUUCAACAAUUUCCACGACUGCUGUAACAGAACUACCUGGUGAUCCACUCACACAGACAAAGCCUAACAAAAUGAAGAAUUUCGCUGAUAAAGUUCAUAACUCCCUCUCGACUUCACCACCGCAUAACACAUCUCGUUCACAUGUUUCAUCGAAUGUGCCUCGUCUACCGCAAGAGUCCUUUGAAGUGGUUGUGUUUCACAUGGAGGCACCAACUGAUCCUGUCGGCUUGAUCCCAGAGGACAAGUACAUGGAAAGUUUAGCAGUUGCGGGUGCAUCAAAGAAACAUGCCAGAGGAGGGACCCAGAAGAGAACUCGUUUUGUUGACACAGGAAGCAAUGUUGGAUCUGCUGUGUCCGACCGCACUCCUGAUAAUGCCUCUGAUCUUGAGGAAGAUGGUGCAGAACAACAGGAAGUUGGCUCAAUAUCCAGUAGCUUGGAGGCACCUCAGGAAGACAGGUAG